This is a messenger RNA of Fonsecaea multimorphosa CBS 102226, 1209 nucleotides long. RefSeq lists its product as uncharacterized. The record is from RefSeq and is a predicted model, not a curated record. Gene Ontology annotation, cellular component: nucleus. Lineage: Eukaryota; Fungi; Ascomycota; Eurotiomycetes; Chaetothyriales; Herpotrichiellaceae. The coding region runs from base 1 to 1209 and encodes 402 amino acids. The transcript has a single exon. Gene Ontology annotation, molecular function: DNA-binding transcription factor activity, RNA polymerase II-specific; RNA polymerase II cis-regulatory region sequence-specific DNA binding. Gene Ontology annotation, biological process: mitotic cell cycle; positive regulation of transcription by RNA polymerase II.
AUGUCCCGAUCCGGCCGACGAGGCCCUUGGUUACCAGAAGAAGAUGCUACGCUGUUGCAUCUUGUCAGAACCCAGGGGCCGAACAACUGGGUUCGCAUCUCUGAACACAUGCAACACCGAUCUCCCAAGCAGUGUCGAGAGCGAUACCAUCAAAAUCUGAAACCCUCUCUGAACCACGACCCUAUCUCGUCAGAGGAGGGCGAAGUUAUCGAGCAGCUAGUUCGCGAUAUGGGAAAGCGAUGGGCUGAAAUUGCACGACGACUGGGCAACCGGAGCGACAACGCGGUCAAGAAUUGGUGGAACGGUAGCAUGAAUCGCCGAAAAAGAAGCACAGGAGCACAUGGUGCUGUUUCGAAAAUGGUGGGCUACCGGACGCAACCCAUUCUUGCAUCAGCAUCAUCACAUCCGCUGAAGCAGCUUUAUCUACCAGAGCAGCUAGCGCUUCCGCCCUUCUCAGCUUCAGAUCCCUUCCACAGGCCGGAAAUUAGCCCUUCAAGCACUCUAGGCAUGCGACCAGAACGUCGUUACGACCUACUUCCACGGCCGGAUGGGCGUCAACUUUCCGUGCAGACCGAUUGCAGAUCUCUUCUAUACCCAGGGGGGGACCAGCAGAUUCUAAGCCCUCUUCAACCUCACUCGGCUUCUGCCAACCUACCCAGUCCCGGAGGGAAACCUCUGCUCGGGAUCCAUAACUGGUCUCCCAGUCGAUUAGAGUGCCAAUUGCCGCCUCUGAACUGGAGCGAGGCCCCUGUUCCAUCUCCGGCAGCGACAGAAGCCUCACAAGGAUCGUAUCCUCUACAAGCGCCGUCGCUCGUGUCGGACAAUCAGUCGAACUGUUCUAUCUCACCCAAGACGGUUACAUCUCCUCGUCCCGGCGGAACUGUGGGGAAAUUGCCGUCUAUAGACCUGUGGCCGGAGAUGCAUCGCAGAAACAGCACAGGUAACUAUCCAGAUGCAGAGAUCGACGGUUCAUGGAAGAGCCGGUCAGAGCAAGACUCGCAACCAUAUCGAUCAGCGGAAAGAGCAGGUUCGGUUCCAGAAAUCACUGUUGGCCUCGGCUUGCCGCGUCCACCAUCGCCCCAGAAUGCUGCAAACGACCGUCUCAGCCUGAAUACGACGGCGAGAUACAGCCCGUGCCCAUCGAGCGGCAAGCCGAAUUCACCGAGCGAGAAGGACACCCGUAUGAAGGUGGCUCGGCUUCUUGAAUGA